This is a messenger RNA of Letharia columbiana, 1329 nucleotides long. RefSeq lists its product as uncharacterized. The record is from RefSeq and is a predicted model, not a curated record. Gene Ontology annotation, cellular component: mediator complex; nucleus. Bases 1 to 1329 code for a protein of 442 amino acids. Gene Ontology annotation, molecular function: ATP binding; RNA polymerase II CTD heptapeptide repeat kinase activity; cyclin-dependent protein serine/threonine kinase activity. The transcript is spliced from 3 exons. Gene Ontology annotation, biological process: protein phosphorylation. Lineage: Eukaryota; Fungi; Ascomycota; Lecanoromycetes; Lecanorales; Parmeliaceae.
AUGAGCACCAACAACCCACCCUCAGCUGCUGCAACGGCAAGAGCGUUGGAAGCAACACAGAAUCUAAAAAGGAGCGUAGCGGCUGCUUUCGAUGAAUCGUCCGAGGCGAGGAAAAUGCCGCCGACUAAUGGAUAUACAAGCAAAGUCCGCGUGCUUGAUCGGUAUAAGGUUGUUGGCUUUAUUAGCAGUGGGACGUAUGGAAGGGUAUACAAGGCUGUAGGCCAUAAUGGGAUGGCGGGGGAAUUCGCUAUUAAGAAGUUCAAGCCGGACAAAGAGGGCGAGAUGAUCCAAUACACAGGAAUAUCUCAAUCAGCAUGCCGAGAAAUGGCUCUAUGCUCCGAAUUGUCCCAUCCCAACAUGAUCCAUCUUGUCGAGAUCAUCCUAGAAGACAAGUGCAUCUUCAUGGUCUUCGAAUAUGCAGAGCACGACUUGCUGCAGAUAAUUCAGCACCACAGUCAACCGACCCGACAUCCCAUUCCGGCCUCUGCGGUUAGGUCUAUUCUGUUCCAACUACUUAACGGGCUGCUCUACCUGCACAGUAAUUGGGUACUCCAUCGAGAUCUGAAGCCUGCCAACAUCAUGGUGACUUCGAAAGGGGAAGUGAGGAUCGGUGACCUGGGUCUGGCUCGACUAUUCUACAAGCCGCUUCACUCCUUGUUCAGUGGUGAUAAAGUCGUUGUCACAAUCUGGUACCGUGCACCAGAGCUCCUGCUUGGAAGCAAGCAUUACACGCCUGCUGUAGAUCUAUGGGCCGUGGGAUGCAUUUUCGCUGAGCUCCUUUCUCUACGGCCAAUCUUCAAAGGGGAAGAGGCGAAGAUGGACAGCAAAAAGACCGUCCCAUUCCAGAAGAACCAAAUGCAAAAGAUUGUUGAAAUCCUAGGAAUGCCUACCAAAGACAAAUGGCCUGGCCUCAUACACCAAGGGGAACAUAGCCAGCUACAAACCCUUUCCUCGUACGUACGGGAAGGAAACAACGGCAAAUCAGGCCUUGAAUCAUGGUACUGGAACACCCUGAGAAGUACCGGCUACCAAGAUUCUCCGCCAUCCGUAACUCCAGGUCAGCAAGGUCUUGAUUUGCUGUCGAAACUUCUUGAGUAUGACCCAAUGAAGCGGUUGUCAGCUGAGCAAGCGUUACAACAUCCAUAUUUUACCGCAAACGGGGAGAAAGUAUCCGCGAACUGUUUUGAGGGAAUGUCAACACAGUAUCCGUCCAGGAGGGUUAGUCAGGAUGACAAUGAUAUAAGGACCAGUAGUCUGCCGGGUACGAAGAGGAAUGGGUUUCCGGAUGAUAGUCUGGCAGGGAGGCCUACUAAGAGGAUGAAGGAUUAA